This is a messenger RNA of Symbiodinium sp. CCMP2456, 1341 nucleotides long. The record is from the annotation of a GenBank genome assembly. NCBI's taxonomy places the organism in Eukaryota, Dinophyceae, Suessiales, Symbiodiniaceae.
AUGCUUGGGCGGCUUCGCACCCGAGCGCAGCGCUCCUUUGCUCACAUCCCAAGGUUCCGUCCGCCAGCGCGGGGUGCGACUUCGCGGAGAGAGUUGGUAGAGGGGUUGGCGGCGGCGGUCGAGCACAACCCAGCCGUCGCACCCCACAUUGCUGAACUCCUGGAUGAUGCGACCGCCGACAAAGUUGCCAAGGUCCUUGAAACUGUUGCCUCGGAAGGGGAAGCCACACCAACAAAGACUCAGCUUAGGAUGGUGGCCACUGCUGCUGCGAUCCCUUUCUUUGGCUUUGGUGUCUUGGACAAUGCUAUCAUGAUUCUACUUGGGGAAGUCAUCGAUGCAACUCUUUGUGUACAGUUUGGGCUCUCGACGAUGGCUGCUGCAGCUCUUGGCAAUACUUUCUCUGAUGCCGUCGGCGUCUUCUCUGGCACAUUGGUGGAGGAAAUGGCCGCUAAAUACGGGGUGGAGGCACCCAAGUUAACACGUGUCCAAGAAGGCCUGGCCGUGACGAAGAAUUACGAGCGCUGGGGCCAACUGGUAGGCAUUUGUGUAGGUUGCCUGGUCGGCAUGUUCCCACUGCUGUUCAUGGACCACAGCGAUGUACGCAAGAGGGAGAAGGCCCUAGAUGAAAUGUUCGACGUCGUGGUCGAGAGUGUGACGAAACUUUUGGACUGCGAGGCAGCUUUGCUGUUUCUGGUAGACUACGAGAAGCGGCAUUUGUACUUGCGCUCUUCUUCUGACCACGCGCUGAAAGACCAUCUGCACAUCGGCGAGGGUGUGGCCGGCAGGGUGGCCGAAACUGGCCAUUUCAUGAACGUGGACGACCUGAGAAAGACGGAGCUUUACAACCCGAAGCGACAUGAUGACUACUUUGGCACCGGCGUGUCUGUCCGUUCAGUUCUAUGCAUGCCGGUGAUUGGCGUCGAUCCUGCCGAUCAAGAAACCAAGGUUCUCGGUGUCCUCCAGCUCAUCAACAAGCGGGGCACUGAGGGCCACGGCUUCCUUGAUCGAGAUGAGGACGUGUGCGCUGCCCUGUGUUCUCAGAUCUCGACGAGCUUGUCCACUGCCUACGGCCUGUCCUCGAGCUUCCGAGCAGCUCUCGAGAGAUACGAGCGGGCACUGAACAUGCCGGGAGUGCGUCUCAACCCGGCGCAGGACUCGCGGCUGGAGAAUAUCUACGAGGAGGUUAUGCGCGACUGCACCGAGGUCUUAAGGGCCUCGGCGACCAUUCUCAUGGUGGGAGAUGUUGGUCACAAAGAUGACUUGAUCCUGAAGGUCAGUGAUAAGUUACCCUCCUUCCGCACCUCUGCGGCAGAGGCGCCGGUCCUCCACAAGUGCAAGGAG